Messenger RNA from Paralichthys olivaceus (Japanese flounder), 2238 nucleotides. RefSeq names its product neuronal acetylcholine receptor subunit alpha-7-like. The record is from RefSeq and is a predicted model, not a curated record. Gene Ontology annotation, cellular component: synapse; plasma membrane; neuron projection. Gene Ontology annotation, biological process: regulation of membrane potential; synaptic transmission, cholinergic; monoatomic ion transmembrane transport. Gene Ontology annotation, molecular function: acetylcholine binding; acetylcholine-gated monoatomic cation-selective channel activity; acetylcholine receptor activity. NCBI's taxonomy places the organism in Eukaryota, Metazoa, Chordata, Actinopteri, Pleuronectiformes, Paralichthyidae.
CACAGAAACACACUCUGGGUGCAGUGAGGGUCUGUGUGCUCUCCUCUCAGUCCUCGCUCGGCUCAUCAUGGAGUUACUACACUUUGCUCUCGUCGUUGCAGUCACCGCCUGCUCAGUGAGAGUUUCUCAUCAAGGUCCAAGCCAGCGGAGACUGCUCAACGAUCUGAUGAAUUCAUACCUGCCAUUGGAGCGACCAGUCCAAAAUGAUACUCAAACUCUCACCGUCAGCCUCGGCCUCAGCCUCAUGCAGAUCAUGGAUGUGGAUGAGAAGAACCAGGUUUUAACCACCAACAUUUGGCUGCAACUGUUCUGGAAUGAUAUUUACCUCCAGUGGAAUCCAGAGGAGUAUCCAGGGGUGACCCAUUUGAGAUUUCCGGAAAAUCUCAUUUGGAAGCCAGACAUUCUGCUCUAUAACAGCGCAGACGAGAGGUUCGAUGCUACGUUCCACACCAACAUUUUGGUCAACUCCUCGGGCGGCUGUUCCUUCAUACCUCCAGGGAUCUUCAAGAGCACCUGCAACAUCGACGUGCGCUGGUUUCCUUUUGACGUGCAGAAAUGUGAACUGAAGUUUGGCUCCUGGACGUACGGCGGCUGGUCUCUGGACUUGAAGAUGGUGGAGCCAGAUAUCACCGGCUACAUCGCCAACGGAGAGUGGGAUCUUGUUGAGAUUACAGGACAGAAGAACGAACGCUCCUACGAAUGCUGUCCGGAGCCGUACCCCGAUGUCACCUUCACCCUGGUGAUGCGGAGACGGACCCUCUACUACGGCCUCAAUCUGCUCAUCCCGUGCGUCCUGAUCUCCACUCUGGCUCUGCUCGUCUUCCUCCUGCCUGCUGACUCUGGAGAGAAGAUCUCACUGGGCAUCACAGUGCUGCUCUCCCUGACUGUCUUCAUGCUGCUGGUUGCAGAGAUUAUGCCUGCCACUUCCGACUCAGUGCCUUUAAUAGCUCAGUACUUUGCCACGACCAUGGUCAUCGUCGGCGUCUCAGUCAUUGCUACAGUUCUGGUUUUACAGUAUCAUCACCAUGACCCCAACGGAGGCAAGAUGCCGAAAUGGACCCGCGUGAUCCUGCUGAACUGGUGCGCCUGGUUCCUGCGCAUGAAGCGUCCUGGUGAGGAUCGAGUCCACUCAGCCUGUCACGACAAGGCCCAGCGGAGCAGCCUGAGCAGCAUGGAGCUCACUGCGAGCACCCCGGCCUCCCACUCCACCAACGGCAAAACCCUUUAUGUUGGCGCCACCUCGCCGGACUCCGUCGCCCUGUGUGGACGCCUGCCUGGACGCACGGGUGAAGAAGAGAUUCUCCUCCCCAAAGCUCAGGGCUCCUUGGUGGGCGGCGUGGAACCAGAGCUGGCCAAGAUCCUGGAGGAGGUGCGUUACAUUGCCAAGCGCUUUCACGACCAAGACGAGAAUGAGUCGGUGUGCAGCGAGUGGAAAUUUGCCGCGGCUGUGAUUGACAGGCUUUGUCUCAUGACUUUCUCAAUCUUCACAAUCCUCUGCACCAUCGGAAUCCUUAUGUCAGCGCCCAACUUUGUCGAGGCCAUCUCUAAAGACUUUUUCAAUUAAGGGCCUCAUCUGAAAACACAGUUAAUGCCUGAUUGGAAGUAAACAUUUAAACCAACCACAAUUGGCACAGACGAUCAAUUUGGAAACUCAUGGGGCAGAUAUAUUUGGAUUCAGUCACGUUGUACACGACCAAACAUUUAACCAAAUUAAUGACUUGGUGAAAAUGAGUUGCUUUUGCCUUUUAUAUAACAAUAUACACUUAAAUAUACAAGUUAACAUUGACUGAAAAACAAUUACACUGCAGAUCAUAGUGUGAGUAAUGUAAUUUGAUGGCUGACAGAGGGUUGUGGUUUGUUAUGUGUUGUUGUAUUCAUUACAAUGUGUCUAAUAAAAUAUAUUCAUGGAAUGAAACAUAACAGCUACAAUAUCUAGUAUUGAAAGAAAUCACUUGUAUCUCAUGAAUACUCAAAUAUAUCUCAAAAAUCUUUUGUGAUGUUGUCACUUUUCUAUAAAGACAAAUUAUUAUUGAUUAUGGCGAUAAGCAUAACCCCAAACCUUGAUUUAACCAUCUUCUUCUUCCAGACCUGUCUUACUUUUUGUGACAAUUAAAGAAUGUAUCUCUAAAAUAAUGGUUUUAAUGUCAACUCAUUUCAGUUUAUUUCACUCUCCUGUGAUGCUAAACAAAUAAAUGUAUCUUCUUCAUUUUAAUGGGACAGCAUUUUAAGUGUUUUCUU